Molecule: messenger RNA, 894 nt
Organism: Cynocephalus volans (Philippine flying lemur)
Lineage: Eukaryota; Metazoa; Chordata; Mammalia; Dermoptera; Cynocephalidae
Gene: LY6G6C
Product: lymphocyte antigen 6 family member G6C
Exons: 3
Coding region: 50-427 (125 amino acids)
Cellular component (GO): external side of plasma membrane; protein-containing complex
Source: RefSeq, a predicted model, not a curated record
AUCUACUCUGUCAGCUGCUGCGGCUGCUACCAUUCUCAGGACCCUCACCAUGAAAGGCCUUCUGUUGCUCACCCUGUCUACUCUGCUCUGCUGGGUCUCAGCUGACAUUCGCUGCCACUCCUGCUACAAGGUCCCUGUGCUGGGCUGUGUGGACCGGCAGUCCUGCCUCUUGGAACCAGGACACCAGUGCCUGACAACAAAUGUGUACCUCGGUAAGAUGUGGGUUUUCUCUAACCUGCGCUGUGGUACACCAGAAGAGCCCUGUCGGGAGGCCUUCAACCAAACCAACCACAAACUGGGCCUGACCUAUAACACCACCUGCUGCAACAAGGACAGCUGCAACAGCCCAGCCCCCCGGCCGGCUCCGGCCCUGGCCCUGGUCUUCCUCACCUCCUUGGCUGGCCUUGGCCUCUGGUUGCUGCACUGAGACUCACUCCAUGGCUGCCCCUCCUCCCACCUGCCUUAGCCUGAGCCUCUCUCCCUGAGUCUCCGUAUCCCCUGGCUUUCCAGUAUGGCCUCUCCCUAGCUCCCUUUACAUUUCCCCAGUCCCUUCACAUUUCUUUAAUUAGACUCUGGAGUGGUCUCCCUAUCCAUCCCUCCCACCCCACACCCUCCACUGUGUUUUUCCCCGAGUCCCUUCCAUUUCCCUCCAGACCAUUCCAGAUCCUCCACUGGCCCCUAGAAGGACUCCCCACUUUGCCUCCUGCACUCUACUGUGCCCUACUUAGGGAGGGAUUGGGAUCUGGGCCUGAAAUGGGGCUUCUGUCCUGUUCCCAAUGAAGGCUCCUAGGAAGGACCUGAUGGCCUCACUGCAUUGGGCUGAUUCCCCAAACCCUGGCUCCCCUACGCACCCCAUCUCCAUACUCAACCUCUUUCCAUUUUGAGUAAUAAACA